Protomyces lactucae-debilis is the source of this 1214-nucleotide messenger RNA. RefSeq lists its product as uncharacterized. Gene Ontology annotation, molecular function: zinc ion binding; guanine deaminase activity. The record is from RefSeq and is a predicted model, not a curated record. Lineage: Eukaryota; Fungi; Ascomycota; Taphrinomycetes; Taphrinales; Protomycetaceae. Gene Ontology annotation, cellular component: cytosol. The transcript has a single exon. The coding region runs from base 107 to 1171 and encodes 354 amino acids. Gene Ontology annotation, biological process: guanine metabolic process.
GUAUAAAGAUGCGGCUAGAAUUCAGCUUUCAAAGGAUCAGUUCAUCACGCCGUCUUUCUGUGAUGUUCAUAUUCAUGCUCCACAAUUCCCGCUGGCCGGGUUUGGCAUGGAUUUACCAUUGCUCGACUGGUUGCAAAAGUAUGCUCUGCCUACUGAGAGUGGCAUGUCUGACUUAUCCAAGGCCAAAGAAGUAUACAGCCGUUUGGUUCGGCAGACCUUGCGACAAGGCACAACCACUGCUUCUUACUUUUCGUCAAUUCAUGCACCUGCAACCAAGCUGCUUGCAGAGAUCUGCCUCGCUGCUGGACAGCGCGCCUUCAUUGGCAAAUGCAACAUGAAUACCGACUUGAGCCCAGACUGGUACCGAGAAACUCAUGAAGAAAGCAUGGCUAGCACGCGUGAUUGCAUUCAGCACUGCCGUCAGAUUGAUCCAACAGGCGAACAUAUCAAGGCAAUCAUAACGCCAAGAUUUGCGCCGAGUUGUACUUCAGACUUGCUGCAUGACCUUGGCAAGCUCGCCCAUGCAGAAAAGCUACCAAUUCAGACUCACAUCUCCGAGAAUCUUGCUGAGAUUGACAUGGUUGCCGACAUGUUUCCAAACUCGGCGCACUAUACGGGUGUGUAUGAUGAUCAUGGCCUUCUAACCGACAAGACGAUCCUUGCACAUGCUGUCCAUCUCUCAGACGAAGAGUUGGCCCUGAUCAAGAAGCGAGGGGCAGGUAUUGCCCACUGCCCAGCAUCAAACACUGCUUUGCAGUCUGGAGAAGCGCCAAUCCGAGAGAUGUUGGACCUUGGCCUGAACGUCGGACUCGGCACUGAUGUGUCUGGUGGCUAUACCGCCUCAGUUCUCGACCAGGCAAAGCUUGCUUGUGGUGUCUCUAGACAUCGUGCAAUUCACACAGGCGACAAGCGACUCAUCUUGGGAGUCGAAGAAGCAAUUUAUAUGGCCACGCUAGGUGGUGCAAAGGUCUGUGGCAUCAGCGACCGUCUGGGUAAUUUCCUUGUUGGCAAGUGCUUUGAUGCCCUUUUGAUUGAUCUCUCGAGCGAACGCAACGGCCGUGUGGAAAUAUUCGACGGAGAAGAAGAUCGUCGCAUUUUUGACAAAUGGGUCUUCAAUGGAGAUGAUCGCAACAUUGCCAAGAUAUGGGUCGAUGGUCUACAGGUUCUUUAGGCAGCGUCUGGUCGUGGCUUCCGAUAAGUUCAGGAGAGGGGGG